CCAGCCCCUCAGGUCUCCACCGCUGUGGUGGAGCCCUACAAUUCCAUCUUGACCACACACACCACCCUGGAGCACUCGGACUGCGCCUUCAUGGUGGAUAAUGAGGCCAUCUACGACAUCUGCCGCCGGAACCUGGACAUCGAGCGCCCCACUUACACUAACCUCAACCGCCUCAUCAGCCAGAUUGUCUCCUCCAUCACCGCCUCGCUGCGCUUCGAUGGUGCCCUCAAUGUGGAUCUGACGGAGUUCCAGACAAACCUGGUGCCCUACCCACGCAUCCACUUUCCCUUAGUGACCUACGCCCCCAUCAUCUCUUCUGACAGAGCGUAUCACGAGCAGCUCUCGGUGGCUGAAAUCACCAGUUCCUGCUUUGAGCCCAACAACCAGAUGGUGAAGUGUGACCCAAGACAUGGGAAGUACAUGGCCUGCUGCAUGCUCUAUCGUGGUGAUGUCGUUCCCAAGGAUGUCAACGUAGCAAUUGCUGCCAUCAAG
This is a messenger RNA of Phaethon lepturus (White-tailed tropicbird), 492 nucleotides long. RefSeq names its product tubulin alpha-4 chain-like. Gene Ontology annotation, cellular component: microtubule; cytoplasm. The record is from RefSeq and is a predicted model, not a curated record. The transcript has a single exon. Gene Ontology annotation, biological process: mitotic cell cycle; microtubule cytoskeleton organization. NCBI's taxonomy places the organism in Eukaryota, Metazoa, Chordata, Aves, Phaethontiformes, Phaethontidae. The annotation marks the transcript as partial. Gene Ontology annotation, molecular function: structural constituent of cytoskeleton; GTP binding.